AGAUUUGCUUAUAAUGUAAAGGGUCCAAACUGAAAAUAUAUUAGAAUAGUCCUAGUCUUGGGAGCCAAUCGUUGUUUCCACGACUACUUUUCCCUCAAACUUCAUCCUUUCUAUUCACCAAUCCUUUUUUUCUUUAUAUUACACCUCCAAGUUUUGCUCAUUGGCUCCAUCUUCCUUCACAAGCAAUAAUGAUACGACGCCACGAAUCCGAAGAAGAAGAAGAAGAAGUUUUUUCUCAUGAAGAUUAUCAAUUAUCUUCUCCACUACCACUUCAUCGAUGUAUUGCCACUCUUGCAUGUCAUACAUCAUCCUACAUUUCAUCUCUAACCCUUGCAGGAAAGAGACUUUACACAGGCUCCAACGACGGAGUUGUCAGGUUGUGGAAUGCAAAGACGUUAGAAACGUUAGCGGAAGCAUCAAGCACGGGUGAUGUAAUAACAGAAGAAAGAAGGGGUGGAGGAGCAGUGAAAUCUUUGGUAAUCUUGGUUGAUAAACUCUUCACAGCACACCAAGAUAAAAAAAUACGUGUGUGGAAGAUAAACGACGUCGUUGAAGAAGAAGACGUGGGUGGUAAAAAGUACAUGCAUUUAGCAACGAUGCCAACUAUGAGCGACCGUUUCGUAAAGUGUUUGAUGCCAAAGAACCAAGUUGAAAUAAGGAGGCACAAGAAAGCUUCAUGGGUUCACCAUGUAGACGCCGUUUCGGGUUUAGCCUUAUCAAGAGAUGGAACGCUACUCUAUUCUGUUUCAUGGGACCGGACACUUAAAAUCUGGCGAACCACCGAUUUUAAAUGCCUAGAGUCUUUCACUAACGCCCACGAUGAUGCAAUCAAUGCGGUGGCAUUAUCCGAAAACGGAGAUAUAUACACAGGAUCUUCUGACCAGAGAAUCAAAGUGUGGAGGAAGAACGUCUAUGAGGAGAAUGAGAAGAAGAAAAAGAAGAAACAUUCUUUGGUAGCAACAUUGUUGGAGCAUAAUUCGGGUAUAAACGCAUUGGCACUAAGCGGUAACAAUGGCUCUCUUUUACAUUCGGGUGGAUCCGAUGGAUCAAUAUUGGUUUGGGAAAGAGACGAAGGUGGAAACAAUGGCGUUGCUGGAAUGCGAAGAGGUCACACAGAGGCUGUUCUAUGCCUCACGGUUGUUUCGGACAUACUUUGUAGUGGGUCUGCAGAUAAGACGGUGAGGCUAUGGAAAUGUUCUGCGACGGAUUAUUCAUGCUUGGCUGUGUUAGAGGGACACAGAGGACCGGUUAAGUGCUUGACCGGAGCAAUUCGUGACUCCAGUAAACCAUCAGAGACUUCUUAUCAUAUUUAUAGUGGAGGACUUGACUCUCAAGUUAAGGUUUGGCAGAUUUUUNUUAUGUUGGAUUACUUUUUUGGGUCUGCAGAUAAGACGGUGAGGCUAUGGAAAUGUUCUGCGACGGAUUAUUCGUGCUUGGCUGUGUUAGAGGGACACAGAGGACCGGUUAAGUGCUUGACCGGAGCAAUUCGUGACUCCAGUAAACCAUCAGAGACUUCUUAUCAUAUUUAUAGUGGAGGACUUGACUCUCAAGUUAAGGUUUGGCAGAUUUUUGUGCCAACCUCAUAA
Molecule: messenger RNA, 1586 nt
Organism: Camelina sativa (false flax)
Lineage: Eukaryota; Viridiplantae; Streptophyta; Magnoliopsida; Brassicales; Brassicaceae
Source: RefSeq, a predicted model, not a curated record